CAAGCGUCGCGUAAGCACGCCGCACAGUGAAGCCCACUCCCUGCCAUAUUCCUUGCGCAACCAGCUCGACGCCGGAAGGUUCAAGAACGAAGAUGGCGCCGAAGCGACCUACCACCCCUGAACGGCCACGCAGUAAACGCAUUCAGGCGGCUGCGAAACAGGCUGCCAAAGGGGCCCAAGAAGAAGCAAAGGCUGUUGCUGCGGAGGCGAACACGAAGAAGAAGCGAGCAAGUCCUGGCCGACCGAAGGGUUCCACUAAGAAGGUUACCACUGGGCGCGUGACUAAGAAGGCCAGCCCGAAGAAGAAAGCCACCCCAGAGAAGAAGGCCACGCCGAAGAAGCCGGCCGCCGCGACCACUACCAAGAAGGCUGCUGGUGCUAAGAAGGCGGCGCCGAAGAAGCAUGCCGUCGACGCGGAUCAUGCCGAUGAUGAUGAGCAUGCCGCGAAGAAGAAGCAUACUCUUAAAGAACUGUUCCCGUCUAGUGACGAGGUUUUGCGCAUGGCGGACUGCCUUGGGCGGAUGGCCCCAAUGAGGACCUUCCGAAACCCGCCCGGGAGCCACUCUCACGACAAGCCCAAGCCGGACAAACGGCCUGCCUCGACUCAGUCUAAAUGCAAGGUGAGCAAGGGAUCGUCCUCUACUGGCGGGCUCGGACGGUCUUCCUCUAAGCCGCCAGUGGGUAAGCAAGGCAAGCACGACAAGCACGACCAUCACGACGACCAUGACCAUCAUGGCAAGGCUGGCAAGCAAGGCUCAUCCGGACGCUCAUCAUCCAAGCCUCCGGCGAGCAAGCCCGGGUCCAGGGAGCACACUCCGGCUGGUAAGGAAAAGUCUCACGGUCAUUCUGACCACCAUCCUCGCCACCACUCUCACGAGCCCGAGGGCGUCGUCAAGAACGUCUCGGAGUCCCUCAAGAGCGGCAUGGACAUGGUCGGCAACAGAAUGGGUGAGGCGAUGGAAGCUGCUUCGCAUUACGUUGGUGCUGGUGGGCGCGCACGAUCGAAGUCGCCGGGCAAGUCCAAGCAUUGAAUGGAGAGACGGCGGCAGAGUUCGACAGUUGUCUGUUGCGUGUUGGUCUCAAUCCUGGUGUCGGCAUUGUGUUGCGCGAAUGGCACGAGGACGCGCACCCGUAUGAGGUUCAUUGCCGUGAGCAGGUUGAGCGUUAUAUCAGUACCUAAUCAUUACUGCACGUUCCAAACAUUACCGUAUAUCACCUCCUUCGUAUGCCCGUCAGCACCAUGCUGAGCGUUUUGUUUACAUGACUGGCUGUGCACAUGGCGACGUCGCCAUUCAGCGAAUAGUGAGGCGCUCGGCAGGGGGCAACGCCGCUGGCUUGAGGCAAACUAUGAUCGGGACAGACUGGUGCGACUGGUGGUGCAUA
Messenger RNA from Baudoinia panamericana UAMH 10762, 1383 nucleotides. RefSeq lists its product as uncharacterized. The transcript has 3 exons. NCBI's taxonomy places the organism in Eukaryota, Fungi, Ascomycota, Dothideomycetes, Mycosphaerellales, Teratosphaeriaceae. The coding region runs from base 93 to 1031 and encodes 312 amino acids. The record is from RefSeq and is a predicted model, not a curated record.